AGGGUCUGCACACUCUGCACUGAUUUGCGCUACGUGACCACGUGAUGCUGACGACGAACGACGAAGCGCAGGAGCGGUAAUUGCGGUAAAACGUUCGUGUCCGUUGCAGAAACGUGAUAACGUUUAUUAACUGAGACGCAAAUGUGGUGCCUGUUCAGAGAAAUUCAACACCUCAACCUUGGAAUCUGAAAACGUCGGUUGUAAAGCUCGACUGAUCCAAUCUCGUCGAAGAAAUUAUCUGAUCGACAUGGAAGCGGUCGAGGAGAGCGAGCCCAACGUUCUUCGCGAGAUCGCGAGUGAGGAGCUGGCGCAAAUCCCGAGAGAAUCAACGAGGAAGAUCAAUGCGCAUUUUAAUGCAAAGUUCGAGGAGUUCAUAACCGCCAAGGCGGUUUUCGAGACCAGCCGAAAAUGUUUGGAACAAAAUUUAGAGACGGCGCAGAAGGAACUUGCAGAGCAGAAGUUGGAUCUUGACGAGUGUAGAAGGAAGUUGGAGCUAACGGAAAAGAACAAUACAGAAUUAGUAUGUAGCAAUCUUGAAAAAGUGAAAAUUGAAGUGCACAGAUUACAGGAAUCUGUCAAACGGUUGGAGAAGGAAAAUUAUGAAUUACGUAGGCAGAGAGACACAGUUACGGAUGAGGCUAAUGCAUUACAACUGCAAGUUGAAAGGCGGGAUACCGGAAUUAAAAGAAUGCGUACCGAAUUCAAUUGUGUAAACAGUAUGAAACUCUCUUCGGAUGAAUCCAAGGAGCUAUCACGUUGCAGUUUAUCUGCGCUUCCUAAUGAAAUACUACUAAAAAUAUUAAAAAAUUUAGAUUUGAAGACGUUAUGCCGCAUGAGUAACGUAGAUAAACGCUUCAAAAAUUUAACACAGGACCCUGAACUCUAUACACGUUUGAACAUGCGAUAUAAAUCUAAGAAAUAUAUGUGCGAUAUAUUUUGUUAUUUUACACCUAGAUGUAAAUAUUUGCAACAAUUAGAUCUUCGAGGAAGCUACUUUGAUGUUAAUGAUUUCGUAAAUUUUCUUAAUAAUUGCGGCAGCUGUUUAACGCAUUUAAGUCUAAAUGAUUGCCGCAUAGAUUAUUUCUCAACAGUAGGACAGUUAAAUCCUGUCCAACUGUCCUUUGAAAUUUCAAAGACAUGCAAAAAUUUGAAAGAAUUGGAUCUAAGGUUUUGUUAUGGCGACGACGACGACGGAUUUUCGUAUUUCGAGAGGCUAAAUAAGUUGGAAUGCAUCCAUUUUUCUGGGCUGCCAAUAACGACAGAACAUAUUUGCAAAACACUGCAAAAUAAUCCACAAAUACGUGAAGUGGAAUUGGGAGACUCGAUGAACGAUGCAAUUCUGAUAGAGUUGGCAAAUUCGUGUCGUGACUUGGAAUUAAUACAUACACUGUACAUAAUCCCAGAUGGAGAUAUUACAUCUCAGGGUAUUAAUGCUCUCGCUAACUGUAAGAAUUUACAAAAAGUGUCCCUUGAUCUAGACGAAUGCCCAAUUACUGAUGACAGCAUAUUUAGAUUACUUUCUUCUUAUCAACACUUGCAAGAAAUUGAGUUGCACUUUCCUGUCCUCACUGAUCACCGGUUGGAAUUACUAGCGCAGUGCAAAAACUUAAAAAAGUUAUUUCUUCAGACUGCGGAACUUGAUAUACCUGAUAAAUAUUCCAUUAUUUUGAGACAAUGUCCUAAAUUGCAAAAGUUUUAUCUCACGCGGUGUAAUAUAAGUGAUCAAUUAGUUAAUGAAUGGAAGGAAAGAUAUCCGCAUGUGUCCAUCUAUACAAACAACUAA
This is a messenger RNA of Temnothorax curvispinosus, 1783 nucleotides long. Its product is annotated as F-box/LRR-repeat protein 2-like. Gene Ontology annotation, biological process: SCF-dependent proteasomal ubiquitin-dependent protein catabolic process. Gene Ontology annotation, cellular component: SCF ubiquitin ligase complex. The record is from RefSeq and is a predicted model, not a curated record. Bases 248 to 1783 code for a protein of 511 amino acids. Lineage: Eukaryota; Metazoa; Arthropoda; Insecta; Hymenoptera; Formicidae. The transcript is spliced from 6 exons. Gene Ontology annotation, molecular function: protein binding.